Dicrocoelium dendriticum is the source of this 2652-nucleotide messenger RNA. The record is from the annotation of a GenBank genome assembly. NCBI's taxonomy places the organism in Eukaryota, Metazoa, Platyhelminthes, Trematoda, Plagiorchiida, Dicrocoeliidae.
AUGUCUUCUCGAAGAAUACGAAGGCGUGUCCCGUCGGAUGCCGCUUUAUCGUCCGAUGUGUUUGGUGGUGAUCGCUCAGCUGAUACCGCUGCUGGAUCCACGUCUACGGAAGUUGAUCCCGAAACUUUAAUGCCAGAAUCGCAGGAUGGCAACAGCGCCGAUCUCCGAUCCGGUCUACGUACUUCUGAAGUCGAACCGGGAAGUCCUCUCUCCUAUAGCGACAUGUCGAGUGUAACGGCCGGUGGCGAUGCUUUCAGUUCCCUUCGUCCGGGAGUUAAUGAUGACGCAGCUGUGCGUGCCUUGCUUUCUCGCUCUGGCCCCUUGAUUCCCACCGAAGGUGGGGUUGGUAUCACUACUGACUCGUCUUCUGGCCCACAGCCCGUCAUUUGGGGAACCGACGUCAACAUUGCACGGAUAAUCUCGCUUUUCCGCCAAUUUUUGACGACUUUCAUCCCCGCUCAAAUGCCGGAAUCCGUUCGUCUCACCACCGGCCAGGAAUUAGACCCCUCAAGGCCUUUGUAUCUACAACUAAUGGAGGAUCUCUCUUUGUCGGGUCUAACCUAUUUGGACAUCGACUGCGAGCAUCUGAGACAAAUGUGUCCGCAGUUUUAUACUCAGCUAAUCACAUUUCCAAAAGAAGUUAUCCCGGCCUGCGACGCUGCCGCUAAUGCUUUAUUCAACGAUCGCUUUCGGGAAGUCCAGCUUGAACGCCCAUUGCAGAUUCGACCUUUCAACUGUGCGCAAAUGCGUGAUCUUCGCAGCCUCAAUCCAGAAGAUUUGGACCAGCUGGUUCGGGUGUCUGGCUUGGUUAUCCGACUGUCUUCUUUGAUUCCAGAGAUGAUGCGGGCGGAGUUUCGCUGUGCGGUUUGCGGUGCGCUGACCUCUGUUGCUUGUGAAAUGGGCGCUGUCGCGGAGCCGGAGGCCUGUGUUCGCUGUCACGCAGCACAUACUGCUCAGUUACUACACAACCGAUGUUUGUUCGUCGAUAAACAGUUGAUUAAACUUCAGGAGUUUCCAGAAAACAUGCCAGCCAGCCAGACUCCACACACGGUUGUUCUCUACGCGCACGAGGAUCUGGUUGACAAGGUGAAGCCCGGUGACCGUGUCGUCGCCACCGGCAUCUACAGAGCUGUCCCACUUCGGUUGUCCAAUCGCCAGCGCACACUUCGCGCGAUUUACAAAACAUACGUAGAUGUCUUGCAUUUUGUCGUUGAAAGCGAUCAGUGUUCGGACAAACUUUCAGGUCAGGAUGCAUACGUUCGUGAGGGUUCCCUUCGUCAAUUCACGGAUGAGAGAGUCCAGGAAUUUCACACUCUGGCACGCAAACCGGACCUCUAUGAACGUCUUGCUGCUGCAAUUGCACCGACAAUUUACGAAAAUGAAGAUGUUAAGAAGGGGAUAUUGCUACAGUUGUUUGGCGGCACUCGCAAGGACUUCACCUCCAAAGGUCGCGGAGAGUUUCGCUCCGAAAUCAAUAUUUUGCUUUGUGGCGAUCCAGGUACCUCGAAAUCACAGUUACUGCAGUAUGUGUUCCGGCUCUCUCAACGCGGUCAAUACACCUCGGGCAAAGGCAGCUCUGCUGUCGGUCUGACGGCUUUUGUUACCAAGGAUCCCGAAACGAGACAACUCACACUACAAACUGGCGCUCUUGUUUUGGCGGACAACGGAAUCUGUUGUAUUGACGAGUUCGAUAAAAUGUCGGAUUCAACGCGUUCCGUUCUUCAUGAAGUGAUGGAGCAACAAACAUUGAGUAUCGCCAAAGCUGGCAUACUUUGUCAGUUGCACGCCCGGACCUCUAUUCUGGCGGCCGCCAAUCCCGUCGGCUCGAAAUGGGAUCCCAGUAAAACUAUCAUAGAAAACAUUCAGCUUCCUCAUACGCUGCUAUCUCGAUUUGACCUGAUUUUCCUCAUUCUGGAUCCACAAGAUGAAGUGUAUGACGCUCGUCUUGCCCGUCACCUGGUUGGACUCUAUUAUCGUAGCAACUUCUCAGGGACAGUCGACCGGCGGGUCCAAGCCCGUGGACCUGGCGGUAGUGCUCGUUCUGGUACGCGUCGACACGAGCCACCAGAAACCACCGAUUUCGAUGUGGAGGAUUCUUGCGGCGUCGACACCACCUUUUUGAGGGAUUACAUUAUAUACGCCAAGACAAACUUCCAUCCGAAAAUAACUGAUGAAGCCGGCGAGUAUUUGGUUCGAGAAUAUGUGGAAAUGCGAAAGUUGGGCUCUGGUCGAGGCCAGAUCUCUGCCUAUCCUCGUCAACUUGAGUCUCUCAUUCGAUUAUCCGAAUCCCACGCUCGACUUCGUCUGUCAAAUGAGGUGACGGCUGAUGACUGCCGGGAAGCCCGUCGUUUACAGCGUGAAGCUCUAAAGCAAGCAGCAAUCGAUCCCAUCACUGGCACAAUAGACGUCAGCAUACUGACCACAGGAGUCAGUAGUAGCAUGCGUAAAAGACGCGAGGAGAUGGCUGCAGCUAUUUGGAUAUUGUUGGAAGAAAAACCACGACUUCUUACUUUUGUGUACACCCGUGUUCUCGAAGAAUUGCGCUCGCGUUCAGAGAGUAUGGUCACUCGUGAGGCCUUCGAAGACGGUUUAAAUCUACUGAAAAAUGCUAACAAGAUUGACUGGGUAGGAAAUACUAUUCGAAGACGUUAG